Molecule: messenger RNA, 843 nt
Organism: Penaeus chinensis
Lineage: Eukaryota; Metazoa; Arthropoda; Malacostraca; Decapoda; Penaeidae
Exons: 7
Coding region: 1-843 (280 amino acids)
Source: RefSeq, a predicted model, not a curated record
AUGUCAUGCACAUAUCUCCACCAUCUUCCCACACUCUCCCCUCUCCCUCGACUUCACGAACCAUUCAUAUUUCCCUCAGUUCCUGUCAACAACACCGCGCUGCUUUGCCCAACCAAUAUCACGCAGCAAUUUACGGACAUUGAAGAGCCGGUUGACGUGGGAGCCUCCAGUAAGUACCUGAAGUGCCAAGGAGGGAAGAAAUGGCUGUCAGGACGCGACCAUAACUUCGUGCACUGCGAAGAUGGAGCUUGGACAACUGUAAGCGAUGUGUGUGACAAAGAGUGCGGAGUCCCUAUUGACUGCCCCGUGCUGAGUGGCAUGGGAGCACAUUUGAGUGGCUACUACAACAUCACACCAAAGGGAGAUCCAGACGAGCCUUCUGUGCAGGUCUAUUGUCGCCAGAGCAUCGCUAAGGCAGACUCAGGCUGGACAAGAAUAUUUGCAACGGGCCUCCUUGGGCAGGUCUUGGAUAUGAUCACGUUAUCAGCUCUUCACUGGGAUGAAAAUGGUGCAAAACCCUUGGUUGUUCAGAUAAACCUUCAUUCAUCACAUGAGUUCUAUGAAGCGACGUACGAUGACGUAAUCAUUGGCAAGGACCCGCCGUGGACUCUUCUGGAAGUGGGGACUUACCAUGGCGACGCAGGAGACUGUUUUCGCUUCAACAUUGGCGGGUCAUUCCACAAUGACGCCGACCUAGGAUGGGUGACUAAUGACACGAGAGCAAUGCGGGUUACCUCGACCACCGUAGAAUGGCCGACAAUAGAAGAGGAAGUGCAAUAUAUCGAAUUUUAUUUUAGGCCUCAGGAAUUCGAUAGAAGUAAGUCUCUUCCCGUUUUCUGUUAG